Messenger RNA from Rubroshorea leprosula, 688 nucleotides. Lineage: Eukaryota; Viridiplantae; Streptophyta; Magnoliopsida; Malvales; Dipterocarpaceae. The record is from the annotation of a GenBank genome assembly.
UCAUUAAGAAUUCAUGCAAGUUGCAGAGUUUGAAAAGUAAUUUUGUAGGGACAAUGAUUCAAUUAUUUGUUCUCUCACGUAACAUAAACAUAGUAUACUUGACUUUGAUUUUUCGAGGUCUACUCUCAUCGCCAUCUCAUUUCUCUACUUCUCUCUCUCUUUCAGUCAACCAAUUUAGUACCCCCUCCUCUUAUCAUUUUUCAUUCUCUCAUACAGCUGCCCGAAUCUCUUUUUCUACCAAUCUUCAACUUGUUCAAGCCAUGCUAUUUCCUCGUCUUCUUCUCGAUUCUCUCAUUGUCUUUUUCCUCGCAAACUUUGUAUUUGCAUCCUUAUUACCAGAUGACGAAUUGAGAGCGUUCAGAGAGAUAGCGAAGACGUUGGGGAAGACAGACCGGGAUAUCAGCAUAGAUCCAUGCAAUGAAAGGUCAGGACUGGUUACACCAAAUGCAGAUGAAGGAUUUAAAAAUGCUGUUACCUGUUCCAAUGACACCAUCCCCCAUAUUGUUAGCAUGUAAGCUCAUCUUCCUCUAUUGAUUUCCCUUUUUAUCUUCUCUUUUGUAAAGAUGUUUAGGGUAAUUUUUAAAAAUUUAUAAUCUUAGUUCGAGUUUAACUGUUUUUAAAAGUUUAUAGUUGAUAUCAAUCUAUUAUAUAAUGGUUAAUAGUGUUUGAAUAAAAAAUAACGUUAAUA